Archocentrus centrarchus (flier cichlid) is the source of this 2253-nucleotide messenger RNA. RefSeq names its product mRNA decay activator protein ZFP36. The record is from RefSeq and is a predicted model, not a curated record. The coding region runs from base 95 to 1306 and encodes 403 amino acids. Gene Ontology annotation, molecular function: metal ion binding; mRNA binding. Lineage: Eukaryota; Metazoa; Chordata; Actinopteri; Cichliformes; Cichlidae. The transcript is spliced from 2 exons.
CAGAGACAGCGUUAACUUUUAAGACUGGACAUAUACCCAACAGUCAACUGGAGAUCAGAGCUAAAUUUUUAUCCUGUUGCCAAAAGGAUACAGCAUGUCCAAAAUGCUCGACGAUAUCUUGACAAAGAACUUGUUGAAUCUGGCCCUGAACGAAGCCUCGGGGCAGAGUCAGCUGAAUCCGUCAGCCUCCUUGUUCCCCCCUUCCACUCCGAGCCUUAGUUUGAACACUGAGCAUGUUAAUAACGACGACAAUGGCAGCUCUCUCUGGCCAAACAUCUGGAACCCUGUCUCCAAACCAAAACAGCUCCCUUUCCGGCCCGACCGCUCCAUGAGUCUGACCGAAUCCAGCAGCAGCCUGCUCUCCUCAUUUGGACAGCUGAAGAACUCAGAGCUGUUUCCCUCCGGCCCAACUGCUACUAUUGUGCCUCCCCCACCAGGCUUUCCUCCGUCAUCUACCCUCCCUGCCCAGAUCCCACCAGCGGUGUCCUCUAACCGUUACAAGACUGAGCUGUGUCGUGGCUUCCAGGAGACUGGCAGCUGCAAGUACGGCAGCAAGUGCCAGUUUGCCCAUGGUGAGGCAGAACUAAGAGGACUGUACCGCCACCCUAAGUACAAGACAGAGCCCUGCAGAACCUUCUACAACUUUGGCUACUGCCCCUAUGGCUCACGCUGCCACUUCAUCCAUGAGGAGAAAAUCAGCGGAGCUCCGUUACCAUCUGCCAAAUUCCAGCGGCAACAAACUACCACAACAAUCAGUGGUCACAAUCCACGGCACCAGCUCCGCCAGAGCGUCAGCUUUGCUGGGUUUCUGGGCUCUUCUCGCAGCUCUUCUCCUCCAUCAUUUCCCUCUGUCUUCAGUGAUCCUAACCAAGGGUUCAGCCGUGCUCCCUCUGUUUCUCCACCUCCCGCUGAACUUCUCUCCCCAGUGUUUGACUCUAUACAGCGGGAAGCAGCAUUCCAGUUUGGCAGCCAGCAAACCCAUGUGAGCGCUGGAGACAUCCAUAACAUUCCUCUCAUCUUGGAGCAAAAGGCCUCACGCUGUGUGUGUGGUCAUGGAAAUAAUUUCAGCAGCAACAACAGCAAUGUCUUCACCAACUUGAAGGAUGGGCAGCACCAGGACAGCAGCAUGCUGUUUCCAGUUCCUGGAGGGUUCACAAAGCCUUCUGGACUCCAGCGCUUCUCCUCUGAGGACUCCCUGGAGGAGUGCUACAGCAGCAGCAGUUCUAGUGGAACCGAGUCUCCAACCUUUGAUGGCCCAGCCACCAAGAGGCUCACUGUGUUUGAACGCCUAUCCCUGUCUGACUAAAUGAUGCAAAGGGAAAUACCAAAAGAUAAAUAAGACUUUCUUUUUUUUUUUUUUUUUACUUUUUCUGUGUAUCUGGACUUUCUUCAGCACCAGAACUGAUCAGAACAAGUCAACAAUAACACUUAAAGUCCUUAAUUUAUGUUUGUAAAGUGAAGUUCAUCUUAGACAAACAACACAUACUGAGAUGAUUUUAGUACCCAAAUGUUCAGUCUAUUUUUAUACUUACACAUAAUAUGUAGCUUAUAAGACCUUUGUAUGUAUCUUCCAUGAAAAAAUUAACUCCUCUGCAGGUCUUGACAUUACCAGUGAAUUCUCUAGUUGGUAGAGAUCAAAGUGGCUUUGGUGAUAAUCAAUAAUUCCUGUGCCUUGAAUAUUUCCCUGCAAAAAAAGGCUAUUUAUUCUCUGUGCAAAAAACAGCACGUUUGAUUCAGUAGCCUUUAUCCAUGAGACGUGACACGUGUCUGUGAUAUGCACUUUACAGCUAAUUCUAAAGGGAGAAACUGUCAAAUCUCUCAGUAGCAUUCAACCAAAGCUUCAUACUUCACUCUGUCUGUGUGUGGAAGUGUGUGCCUGUAUACAGUAUAUGCGUGUGAGAGUGUAUGUAUGUAACUGUCAUUUUGUAGACCAGGAAGCAAAUACAACUUGCAGAAUGCUGAAAGAUCAAAGUGCUCUAGUAGAAAAAGGUAUGUCAGUGAGUUCAGAUCUGAAUACAUGUAUCCCGACACACUUAAUAACAUUGGAUUCUGUAAAACAUUCUGUAAUAUUUGCUACUUUGUAAAUUGCACACUAUCGUUUAUUUCCCCCUGUUUGUUUGACAGCCUGUUUCAGGGAACAUCGCAGUAUUCCUUUUGGUUAUUGGUUACUUUGUGUUGUUUAACUUAAACUGAAAUAUUUAUUAUGAUAUUUAUUUGCAUUUAGAGAAAAUUGUAUUUUGUACUUUAUUUAUA